This is a messenger RNA of Phyllopteryx taeniolatus (common seadragon), 1649 nucleotides long. Its product is annotated as proline-rich protein 5-like. Gene Ontology annotation, biological process: TORC2 signaling. Lineage: Eukaryota; Metazoa; Chordata; Actinopteri; Syngnathiformes; Syngnathidae. Bases 130 to 1143 code for a protein of 337 amino acids. The transcript has 9 exons. The record is from RefSeq and is a predicted model, not a curated record. Gene Ontology annotation, cellular component: TORC2 complex.
GCGAUGACGGCCGGUGACGUCAUCUGAUCUCCUCACGCCGGAGAGAGAAAGUCACUCGAGGCGCGCGCACGGACGUCCGCGUCGCUGCCCUGGUGCGCGUGCGUGUCUCGGGUGAAAGUUCGGCAGCUGAUGACGGGCAAGCAGGUCGCCGUGGUUACGGACAGUCCAAGGUGCACGAUGGGAUCUUUCCGGCGCUCCAGGCCUCGCUUCAUGAGUUCUCCGGUUCUGUCCGACCUGAGCCGCUUCCACGCCCGAACCGACACGCCGCCCGCCUGCGCCAGCGCCAUCUGGAACAGCAUCCAAUCAGCUGUAAUGAAAAUCUUCAGAGGCGGAGCUUUGCAGCCGAACGAGCUCUACACGCUUAACGAGAACAUCAGGUGGCUGCUGAAGAGCGAGAUGGGUUCCUUCGUCACAGAUUACUUUCAGAAUCGUCUGCUGAGCGGCGGUCUGACGGAGCUCGCGCGGCGCAUCUUCAUCUCAGGCGGAGAGCGGCUGGCGGCGGUGGCCGAGGCCUGGCGGCGCUUCUUCACCGAGACGCUGCCCACCCUGCAGGCCAUUUUCUACCCCAUACAGGCGUGUGUGCACACUCGCACGCGUGGGAUUUGGUGUGUGUGUGUGCGUGUGUGUACCUGUGCGUGUAUGCUUUUUGCGCGUACCUGCGUGUGCAUGCGUUGUUGUUUGUGCGUCACGUUUGUGUCCCUGUGUACGUACGUUUGCGCGCACGCAGGGUCAGGAGCUGUCCGUCAGGCAGAUGGCGCUGUUGUCAUUCCGAGACUUGGUGCUGCUCGAGCUCCCCCUGGAGGACAGCCUAGGAAGCGCGGGCAGCGUGCCGCCGGCCGUCACGCACAUGCUGCUGGUGCUGCAGGGGGUGCGCGAGCGCGGUGCAGCGUCCAGCUCACGUUACCGCCAUCUGGAGCGUCUGGCGGCCACGGUGGUCUCGCCGUACCUCGAAGACGAGCUCCGUCCCUCAGAGUGCGACGGCGGUCCGCCCCGGUCGCUUGGCGACGGCUCCCGCGCCGACACGUGCUCGUCUUUGGCGCCCCUGGCGGAGCAGGAGGGCGAGGCCUACCUGGAGAAGGCGGGCGGCGCGCGGCGCCACACGGUGGCCGACGCGCACUCCGACGCGUGCCUGCUCGCCGGUAGGAUGCGGCGCGGGACCGAGGCGCGCGGCGGCGGACCGGCCCGGACCGCCGGGCACCUCUGCGGCCGACCCGACGUCAAGGACUCUCGACGUUAGCGGCCGGGAAAGGAAGUACGCUUGGAAAGGACAGGAAGUACAAGUGCGGGAAACUGAAACUGUAUUCAAAUGAAAAGUGCAAGCUAACGGCUAACAGACUAGCUGGGGAGGGAGGGCAGUGUUGCUAACGACAUACGCGGAAGAAACGGCGAGGAUGACACUUGACGACACGAGAUGAAAGAUGAAGAUACGACGAUGAGGAAUGAGAAUAGGAUGAAAAUGCCGAUGAAACGCGAGAACGAGAGAAUCGAACACGACCAGAGGAGAUGAGAACAUGCGAUGAAAUAGGAGAAUAGGACAGCGAAAGAUCCGAGUUUCCCAAAUACCAACUUAGCCUGACAAAAAGCAACGGAGCGCACUCGUAGCUAGAGCGACAGGAACAAAUGCAAAUAAAGAGCGACCUUUAGCUUGA